AUGGCACAACAUAACCUCAUCGAGGCUCUCAAAAACUUGGUGGACACUAUUGCAUUCUCAUAUGCUGAUCUGUUGGAUUAUGGAGAGCAGCUCACUGAUGAACAUCGUCAAAGGUGUUUACGAGUGUGUGAGGAGACCAUUGAAUACUUCAACACAAUAUUACUGGAUCCUGGAACAACAAUUCAAGUGAGACGAAGUGUUCAAGCGCACAUCAACCAACUCAACUGGUUUGCCGAUCAGUUUUCCAGACUCGGUAACCAAGUUGUUGGUGGAGAUCUCAACCAAGGAAUCAAAUGGAAGGACUUGGAGAAUGCUUUUGCUGGUAACAUCCAGACUGGAUGUGUCAUUAACCAACGUCACAAAGAUCCAGCAUCAUUUCUCCAGGCUUCACGGGACAUCAUCAUCAACAAGGUACAGAGUGUCUUGAGAGAUCUGGCAGGGUUGAAAGUGAAUGUUGAACUCUUUUGCACAUUCCGGAAACAAGAAGAUGUAGAAGAGCGAAAGUCUUUGAGUAUGUCUUGA
This is a messenger RNA of Cotesia congregata, 522 nucleotides long. NCBI's taxonomy places the organism in Eukaryota, Metazoa, Arthropoda, Insecta, Hymenoptera, Braconidae. The record is from the annotation of a GenBank genome assembly.